Molecule: messenger RNA, 417 nt
Organism: Protopolystoma xenopodis
Lineage: Eukaryota; Metazoa; Platyhelminthes; Monogenea; Polystomatidea; Polystomatidae
Source: the annotation of a GenBank genome assembly
AUGGCUCAAAAUGCUCCACAGCUCCACUUUGGGAAUCCCUUUAUCCCCCAAAAGCAGACUUCGGAGUCCCUGCGGUCAAGCACAUCUUCUAGAACCUCACUUCCCUUUUUUCUUGAUUCUCACUCUGCUAAAUCUCCCUCAAAAUCUCUUUCUUGCUACUCUUCGGCGACAACAACUAUUUUUAAUGCCAACUGCUCAGGCAAUAAUAGUAUUUCUGGCUUUGCCUUGCCCAGUGGUGCCAAGCAAAUACGUAUACGGCUACCAGGACAAACAGGAAGUGCUAACAGCAGGAGGUCCAAUGGCCUUAGUAAGGGCAUUGUAUCUGGCACCUCUCUAUUGCACGGCCAGACAGGCGGCACGCAAACAGGCAUGGUCUCUGCAGUCGGGAUUUCUGGUGAUUGCGCGGUAAAGAAGUAG